Molecule: messenger RNA, 3693 nt
Organism: Vollenhovia emeryi
Lineage: Eukaryota; Metazoa; Arthropoda; Insecta; Hymenoptera; Formicidae
Exons: 7
Coding region: 1-3693 (1230 amino acids)
Source: RefSeq, a predicted model, not a curated record
AUGUCUCAUCCAUCAAGACUGAAGCAGCCUAAACAUCGUUAUUUAACGCAAAAGCUACGUGUUAUUGAGGGAACGAAAUGGGAACGUCCUUUUCCUAAAUCAAAGGAGUAUUGGCAGAAAUUUUGCGACGAUGAAGAAGAAAGGUUGACUAGAGUAAGAGAGUCUUUUCCAACAUCAUCCCAUCUUCCUAUUAUUCCUAUUUUGCGCGAUUUUAAGACAGAUCUUCGCGACAUUAUAAAUUUUAACGAUUCUUCCGUACCUCAAGGCUUCGAUGAGAACGUACCUCUCGUAGAUCCGAAAUCCUCCGCGGCACCAGAUAUUUCUACAAGAAGGAACAACGAGAAUGUUCCCUCUAACGCAAGAGAGCCAAUAGUUAAGAUCUCUCCUCCCACACCGCUAAAGAAAUCGUCGAGAAACAAUGCCAUAGCGUACGCGGAGGAACAAUGCGACUUUUUUCCUAUUCAGAAUAAAUCCACGAUCGAAAAUACAUAUUCGUAUAAAGAAUCGGAGUCCCUUGAUGUACCUACCAAAAAUUCUAUCAUACCACAUGACGGAUCGAGAGAUGGAAGGGUGUAUUCAAAGAGGACGUGUCCCUUUCACAGACACGAACCCCCGGUGAAAAUUUUCGACGACGAUAUCGAGAGAUAUUUGACGGAAGACCCGCGAGCAAGCGAGUCGCCGGGGGGAAAAUUGAACAAAUUGCCGCAUGUGGAGGAUACGUCUAAAUAUGAUAGAGAUAAGAGCAAGUCAACUUCCAUCAAAGGCAGAAAGGUUAAAAGAGUUACUGUUCCGCGAAAGAAGUUGGACCAUUAUCCGGAUAAUGCUAUUGAUUUAACCACAAGUGAAAUUGCAACUGUCAAAUCGGAAUAUAAGAAAGAUUAUAUACUGGAUAAGCAACGCAACUUUAUAUCUGACACUCAGGCAUCGAAAUUUGAAUUUUCUCUCGGUAAGAAGUCGAAAGAGAGGAAGAUCACGAAGGAUUUAAAAAUCCGGAGAGUCGAUGACAGAACGCGGGACUUGUUGAAUUACUCGCAACGGUGCGCGUAUAAAGCCCUGAAGCGCGUGACGCUUAACAAAAACCUGAACUUUAAGCCCGAAGUAUGGGAGGAUACGUCGGUGAGAUCGCGCGCUUCAUCCGACAGAUCAAUAGUAGAUACAGACAAGUCAGACGUCGCCGAGAGCGAAAGUCCUGAAUCCGGGAUCCGCAGCCCCGAAUGUCCUUUCUUCCGCGAAAUGCAAAGAAGAUUGAGAGAAACGUGGGCCGCGAAUAUCGGAGAGCAGGGCGUUAAAUAUAAGCUGUUAAAGUCGGACUCCGGCAAAUCCUCUAUGGCCCCCGCGAAAUCGUUGGCGAGGUCCGCCUUCAGCACGAAGUUCGCUAAGUACGAAACCCGGGAAAACCGUUCGGCGUAUUUCCUAGAUGCCAUUCCAAGGGUGUCGUGCUUUCGACGCAGGAACCGCGACAGGUGCUUAUCCUGCAUGCAUAAAUCCCUGCGGAAGGCGAGCGAAACCGACGCUGUCCUGCCGCGAGCGACGUCGCUAACGGAAAUUGAAGCGAAAGACGACAGCGAGUCCAGCUCCGGCGGACUUUCGGAAUUUCGCGAGGAAUUGCAAAAGAUAUUGUAUUCCCAGAGAAAAGGAAUUCCGAGGUAUCCGGAAACGGUUGAGGAUGCGUCAAGCAAAUCGGCGUCGCCGUCGCUUCAAGUGGAGCAGGGAGACACCGAGGUCUUGAUAAAGAUCGAUCCAAAUCACUCAAAGGAUAAAACACCGAAAUCCAUGGAAAGUCUGCUAUCGAAAGAUCCAAAGAGUUUGAAAGCCACUUCCAGCUCGAUUUCGAUAUCGUCGGAUAUCGAACGAUCAAAACUUUCGUCCUCGGAAGCGCACACCUCCGACGACGAAACGUCGUCCCCGCUGGCGCUGGACAACGAUCCGUCCCAAUACAAAAAUAUGGCACCCUGUCACCUACCCACGGUCUUACUACCCAGCAUGGAAGCCCUGCGGGCCCUGAGGCACAGGCAGCCGACUACCAUGGAGUCGCGGAUCGCUCUAAUGGAGAGCGCGACGUCGACGAAGGAAAAGUCCGACGAUGAAUCUUACGACGAAGAGAGAACCGCGGAGACAACGAAGGAAAGGCCGCCGUCGAAAGUCACCGGUGAGAAGCCUGAAAAGACUGACGAGCACAAGGACGCGUCCCCGAGGACCUCGGGAGCCCUCUUGAAAGUUAAGUCGCAGCAACAGCUGAUAUCGCCAAUCGUAGAAUCUGCGCGAAAGGACGAGCUGAAGAGGGGAUACAGUUGCGCGAGCAUCAAGGAUUUAUCGAAGGAUUCUACGAGACGUACGUUGGAGACUCCUCGAGGCGAGGCGGAAGACGGGCGAGGAAAGGUAAUCCCCUUGGAGGAGAUAGAUUCCGCGAAAGGGUCGACUUCCUCCGACUCGACGAGAGCGGAGAGGCGCGCGGAAUUACCGCUGCUGACAGUCGCCGAAAUCUCGCGAUUUUUAGAGAAAGCAAAUCGCGGAGAUACGUCGACCGCGACCGUGUUGGAAAGCCUGGCGAACGAGUUCACUUCGCGGGUGAUAAAACAAUGUGACGCCGCCGGUGCGACGGCGAUAAAAAAACGCGCUAAACUAGCCGCGAGAUUAACGAAGUUGCUGGCGGAUUCGAAGCGUUAUUUGAGCCCUGAUAAAUUCCCAUCUGACCUUGUUUUCUCCGCGAAACAGCCUCCCGCUUGCAAUUCCCGUCUAUUGAGACGUAUCCUGCCGCUCGAUUCCUACAAUCUCGUCGCCCCAUUAUUGGGCAUGCCGGCCUGGUACCCGAAAAGAGCCGCAAGAAAAGUAGAAGCUGCGGUGCAUUACGAAACGGAAGAGGAAGAGGAAGAAAGGGAGGAAGAAGAAACGGAAAGCGAGAUUCCUUUCGAUUUAAUUGUGCAUCCCCCGACGACCAGAGACAUUUCGACGAGCGGAGAUGAGCAUAAAGUAGGUCAGGCCAGAUCGAAUCCUUACGCUCUCUUUUUGAGGAAACCGCGGCGCAAGGUAGUCACCUGGCGUCCUUUAACGGCGGCCGAUCUCAAAGGCUACGAUCCCGAGGCCACGCUUGAGAUGAGAGCCAGAAAUAUUACGGACAGGAUAUGCCGUGACUUCUGCGAGUGGCUGCGCAGUUUAGGCGGCACCGACAGGGUCAUCGACGAGGAGAUCCUCGGAGAUAUGUUCGAAAUUGACUUCACGGCCGACGCCAGCAGGACGAUGGAGAUGUCGAUCAGGCAAAUGCCGAUGGUGCCCAACGAGGUUGCCGCAGCAAGACAAUGUCCUGAUGCAGGUGAGCUUGCCAUGACCAAGAAGCAUCUGAUCACAGAUGCCAAAGCCGAGAGUAAGCCGGCCAAGACAAUGGCGUUUGGCACCGCGAUACCCUGGGAGCUCCGAUUCGUGCCGCCCAGAAAUCGGGUGAGAGAGAGAUGGCUCCGGUGCGAGAACGUAAUGACGGAUCUAGAGACGAUGGAUGUGGUCUGGAGGGACAUAAUGGAUCUUGAGAGCGUCAGGGCAUUCGCAAAAUGGUCCAGCGAACGCUCGAAAAUUUCGAAUGCGUCAAGUGCAAUGACCACCGUCGACGACGAGGCGCAUCCAGAGUUGAACGUCGAGCAGAUUGGCGGCUUUAAAGCCCGCGGCGCCCAUCAAAGUCCCGACUCGUCGUUCGACGAAUAA